AUGGACGCUGCAGCGGCAUCCAUGCCCGCACAUGUGGGCGAUGCGGCCGUGAUGGCGGUGAUGUCUGAGGUGGGAGGCCCCACGGAAUCUGCGGAGCUGCAGACCGCAGUCGCAGCGAACGACGCGGCUGCUGUUGCACCUGCGGACAGCUCCGUGACAACCCUCGUGCUGGGCCGGGGCAACAGCCAUGCAGAGGAAGCUCCUGCGGAAAGGACAGAGGUGGAUGUGCUCCUUGAUGCACACGCACUCUCGCAGUACAGGUACGUGCUCUGGGCGGAGGGAUACGAGGAUCUCGCCGAUCUCUGCCUUCUUGUGCACAGCAGCACGAGUGACGAACUCUUCCGCUACCUCAUUCCAAGGCCCGGACACCGUUCGAAGCUGCAGCGACUGUUGCUACGGCCUACUAACACCUCGACGGACUCUGGCGCCGUCGCGACUAUUGCCGCGACUACUGAUGCCAUCACCAAUGCCGCUGCUACUCAAUUUGCUGCCUCUGAUGGCGCUGGGGACACGUCUCCGCUUGGAAUGAAGCCGCACGUGAUGGUGUCGGAAGUGCCCUCCAUUGAUGGCGGCAGCUGCUCGGAGACGUGCAGAGGCAGUGAUGCUCUCUCACAUGCGUCGCAGCGGGGCGUUGUGCUUAACAACGGUGCCGCCCGUGACUGGGGCUCCGCCGCGUCGCGUCACCACCACCACGAUGGUUGCACGCGGCGGCGCUCCGUCGUCACCCCGCUGCAGCCGCCGCAGCAGAAGCAACAUCAAGAACGACAAUGUGGGGCUGAAACAGCAGCAGCAGCUGUGAAGGGUCGUCGUGGUCGGGCAACCAGGAUGCAGCAAGACGUGUUUAAUUCAUCGCCUCGUGCACGGCAGCUUUGUUGCCAACACACGCGCCACGCUGGGCGUUGA
Molecule: messenger RNA, 903 nt
Organism: Trypanosoma grayi
Lineage: Eukaryota; Euglenozoa; Kinetoplastea; Trypanosomatida; Trypanosomatidae
Exons: 1
Coding region: 1-903 (300 amino acids)
Source: RefSeq, a predicted model, not a curated record